Molecule: messenger RNA, 8909 nt
Organism: Nilaparvata lugens (brown planthopper)
Lineage: Eukaryota; Metazoa; Arthropoda; Insecta; Hemiptera; Delphacidae
Product: neuroglian
Exons: 23
Coding region: 315-4109 (1264 amino acids)
Biological process (GO): cell-cell adhesion; brain development
Molecular function (GO): cell-cell adhesion mediator activity
Source: RefSeq, a predicted model, not a curated record
CGUAAUUAGUCAUCCAUAUAGGCGUUGGUUGUUGAGUGACGAUCAGUAUAACUCUUGGAAUUGAUAACCACUUGUCAAACCAAUGAGCUCAUUCGUAAUUCUUCAGCGUGUGUGUCAUUAACAUUGAUUAAUUUUAAAAUUCUUGUAUACACCCACGUUCUUUGCGGAAAUUAUUGAAUGUAUCAGAAAUUUAUUGUACAAUGAGGAUUGUGUUGUGUACUGUACUUAUGUUUGACUUUUACUAACUGUAAUCAAUCAGUUGUCAAUUUCUGUUCUCAUCCACAGUUUCUCUUAUGUUGUAACCUGUACUGUUGAUGGCUAAUCUUAGGAUUAGAAAAAUGUGUUCCACAAAACAAAUGCUAGCAAGCUUAUUGCUGGCUUUGUCUGCUAUUCUCCAAGUAAAUGCUAUUGUGCCGUCACCGCCGCGCAUCGUGAAACAGCCGCCGACCGACGAGCUGCUGUUCCAGGUGGCGUCGCAGCAGAACGAGAACGACAAGCCGUUCAUCAUUGAGUGCGAGGCGGAGGGUGAGCCGGCGCCCAAGUACCGCUGGAUCAAGAACGGCAAGCACUUUGAUUGGCAGGCCUACGAUGACCGUAUCAGUCAGCAGCCGGGUCGCGGAACGCUGGUUAUAUCGUCGCCACGCGAUGAGGAUCUCGGCCAGUACCAGUGCUUCGCAGAUAACGAGUGGGGUACGGCAACGUCUAACUCAGUGUUUGUUCGCAAAGCUGAGCUGAACUCGUUCAAGGAAGAGCUGCCUGUCACGCUUACUGCCAGCGAGGGAGAGCCAUUCAAGCUCACCUGUCAGCCACCUGACGGAUGGCCCAAGCCCAACGUGUACUGGCUCAUACAGAACGCUGAGAACGGCGGAAUCAGAAGCAUCAACAAUUCGCGUAUGACUCUCGACCCGGAAGGAAACCUGUGGUUCACCAAUGUCACCCGUUUGGACGCCAGCAUCGACUCAUACUAUUCAUGCGCCGCCUCCUCGCUGUUCAGGAACGAGUACAAGCUGGGCAACAAGGUGCUGCUAAAGGUGACGCAGACGGGGUCAUCGGCGGCUCAGAACCGACAUCCGCCCAAGCAGCAGUAUGUCACCAAGAAGAACGAAGUCGCUCUGCGUGGCAGCAAGGUCGAGUUGUACUGCAUUUUCGGCGGAACACCUUUGCCGCAAACGGUGUGGAGCAAAGACGGUCGCACGAUAAUCUCGUCGGACCGAGUGUCACCGGGCAACUACGGCAAGAGUCUGAUCAUCAAACACGUGACCUUCGAAGACAUGGGCAAGUACGCCUGUGAGGUGAGCAACGGGGUGGGCGAGGCCAAGUCCUACUCCAUCGAUCUCAAGGUCAUCGCCAAGCCGUACUUCACAGAGGAGCCAGACCUGAUCAAUGCUGCCGAGGAUGAAACAAUUGAGUUCAAAUGUGCCGCCUCAGGUGAACCCAAGCCUCAGAUCGAGUGGAUCCAUAACGGCAAGCCCAUAUCGCAAGCGCCGCCUAAUCCACGCCGAAAGGUGACUACCAACACGAUUGUGAUUGAGAAGUUGCAACGUAAGGAUACGGGCAACUAUGGGUGCAACGCCACCAACUCACUCGGAUAUGUCUACAAGGAUGUCUAUGUUAAUGUCUUGGCUCUGGCGCCGGAAAUCACAAUCCCGCCGAAGGACGAGUCGACAGUGGACGGUCGCACGAUUGUGCUGACAUGCCGUGUGUUCGGGGCUCCCAAGCCGGAGGUGAAAUGGCUGCGAGCUGGCAUGGAGUUGACCGGUGGACGCUACACUGUGCUCGAGACUGGUGAUUUGGAAAUCAGGGAAGUGAACUUCAUUGAUGCCGGGCAGUACACCUGCUAUGCUUCCAACAAAUUCGGAAAUGCCGAAGCGUCCGGUAGCUUGAACGUCAGAGAGCACACACGCAUCACAGACGAGCCGGAGGACUACGAGGUGGCAGCUGGCAACACGGCCACCUUCCGCUGCACGGCCGUGUCCGACUCGAGUCUAGAUCUGACCAUCAGCUGGCUCAACAACGGUAACGAGAUCGACUUUGACUCGGAGCCGCGAUUCGUCAAGAGCAACGACUACAGUCUCACCAUCACCAAGACCAACGAGCUCGAUUCGGGCACCUACACCUGUGUGGCGCGCACCGAACUCGAUCAGGCGCAGGCGCAGGCCACCCUCACUGUCCAAGACCGACCGAACGCGCCGAAAUUCCUGGGCGUGGUUUGCAACAAGCUGGACGCUUCCAUCCAAUGGGAGCCCGAGGGUGACAACCGAUCGCCCAUUCUGCGCUACUCGAUCCAGUACAACACCUCCUUUACGCCCGACACCUGGGAACUCGCUUCCGAUUCGGUGCCUGCCACCGAUACCACCUACACUGUGCCUAUGAGCCCGUGGGCGAACUACACGUUCCGCGUGACAGCGUUCAACAAGAUCGGCGAAUCUUUGCCGUCGUCUCACUCUAGCGUGUGCACCACCCAGGAGGAUGUGCCGCACAAGAACCCCGACAACGUGGAAGGCAAGGGCACCGAGCCCACUAACCUGGUCAUCACAUGGACUCCGAUGCCAAUGAUAGAGCACAACGCGCCCAAGUUCAUGUACCGCGUCUACUGGAAGAAGGACAUACCGGGUCAGGCGUGGCAAACGGAUGACAUCAUCAACUGGAAACAGGCGCAGUAUGCUAUCAACAACCAGGAGACAUUCCAGCAGUACAAGAUCAAGGUGGUCGCGCUCAAUGCCAAGGGAGAGUCUAAUGUCACGCCCAAGGAGGUGGUGGGGUGGUCGGGUGAAGACGUUCCUCUACAACCACCAACCAACUUCACCCUGGUGCAAGUGGCGACCAGCUCGAGCGCCCUACUUAACUGGAAUCCCGUUCCACCGGAAACUGUCAGAGGUCAUUUCAAAGGCUACAAGAUUCAAACGUGGACAGACAAGGACGGCGAGGAAGGCAUGAAAGAGAUCUACGUGAAGGGCGACACGACUCGAUCGUUGGUGUCCAAGUUCAUGCCGCACUCGAAGAACUAUGCCAGGGUGCUCGUCUACAACUCUCAGUACAACGGGCCGCCCAGCGACAUUCUCAGCUUCGACACGCCCGAAGGAGUGCCAGGCACAGUGCAAUCGCUGGAGGCGGUGCCCAUGGGUUCGUCGGCGCUCUACCUGGUGUGGAAGAAGCCCGAACAGCCAAACGGCAUACUGACCGGCUACAAAAUUUACUAUCAGACGGUGAAGGGUACCAAGGUGGGGAUUCUGAACGAACGCAACCCGGCAAUAUCCGAUCCAAGGCAGACGCGGGCCAAGCUGGCCGGCCUCGAGUCGGGCACCAAGUAUCGCAUUCAUAUCAAGGCCACUACUCAGGCUGGCGAGGGUGAAGGGUAUUUCAUCGAGCAACGCACCCGUGCCUCGCAGUCAGCGCCGCCCGACAUUCCUCGCUUCACGUGGGCUCGCCUGCCCUCCGACAACGGCUAUGCCAAGAUCAAGGUGGUCUGGCAGCCUAACCUAGAAGGCAAGCCCGGAUCGCAUUUCUUCGUCAAGUACAAGUUGAAAGACGAAACGAUGUAUUCGGAGUCUGCCAACACACUGGACGAGGACUACACAAUCAUCAGGUCUCUGAAGCCGGGUGAAACCUAUGAGUUCAGAGUGGUGGCGGUUGAUGGGGAGUACAUGACUGAGUCAGAACCAGAGGAGAUUGACACCUACACUGUCGACGGGCCAAUAAUCCAGCCGAAAGAGAACGUGGCAACAGCGGGCUGGUUCAUAGGCAUGAUGUUGGCAAUCGCCUUCCUGCUGCUGGUGCUGAUCCUGGUGUGCAUAGUGAAGCGCAACCGCGGAGGCAAGUACGCCGUCCAUGAGAGGGAGGCGGCUCACGGUCGUCACGACUACCCCGACGAACCAGGGUUCAUGGAGUACUCGCAGCCUUUGGACAACAAGUCGCACGGACGUGGGUCGAUGAGUAGUGACCCGAAGGCAGCUCCAGAGAGCGACACUGACUCGAUGGCCGAGUACGGUGAAGGAGACACAGGACGUUUUACCGAAGACGGCUCGUUUAUCGGGCAGUACGGACCAAACAACGGUAAAAAGAAACAGGAAGAGCAGCCUUCUCCUUCCGCCAUUGCUACCUAUGUGUAGUAAACGUUAAAAUACCAAAAAACAAAACAAUGAAUUAACUCUCAGCCAAGCGAACACUCGUUUAGUGCUUUUCCUUCUCAACGAUGAAAACAUAAGAGAAACGCGCAAGUGCUUAUUCAUUAUCUUCUUCUACUACUUCACACGGCUGUUCAUUGAAUGUUUCUCUUUGUUCCUGCUUUCGAAUGGAGAAAGGUGAAAUGUGCACAAAUUUGAUCAUUUUACGAUAGCUUUAUUCCUCAUAGAACAACAACUCAGUUUCUACUUAUGUUUCAACUAGUUUAUUAUGCGGGUUCUCAACUAGUUUAUAAACUAGGUGUUUUCAACUAGUUGAUCAACUAGUUAAUCAACUACUUAUCUAAACUAGUUCAUCAACUACUUAUUUAAACUAGUUAAUCAACUGGGUUUUAUCAACUUUCAACUAGUUUGAAUUUUCAAGUGUGACUUUUAAGAAAGUAGCUAAUUCCCUCUAGUUGAAAUUUGUUGAAAAUCUAGUUUGAUCACUAAAUGAAGCACACACACAAAUCUGACUAAAUAGAGGUAAUACCUUGUAGCAAUAAUAAGUUUUAACCGUUCCGCCCUAUUGAUUUGUUAUGAUAUUUUAUCGUGAAUGGUUGUUUUACUUGGUUGUUGUUUUUAUAUGGCAGCUCCUUCGAUUGGGUGGGUGUGUGUGCGCGUGAGUCAGCAUAAAGACUGAUGUUAUUUUUAUGUUUGACGUAAUUUUCUAAGUUUUUUUAACUCUGUUGACGUUUUGUCUACGUAACUAACGUUUUUAACUUAUGGUUCCAGUUUGUUUUACUAUAAGUAUUGUUUUCGUUUGUUAAUCACUAAUUAAAAAACGGAAUGUGAAAGGAGACAAUAGACCUUAACAUUUACAUUUCCUAAAUCUAGUUUCAUAAAUUACAUAAAAAUAGAUUAUGUUUUUAUAUCUACUGGACCAUUGAACCUAUAGAUUUAAUCGUAAAUUAAAUUUAAUAAGUAUUAUUCAACAAAUGAUUCUUGGUGAUUGAACUCAUUCAUUGACAGCAGUUAAGUCUAUUGUAGAGUUAGCGUGUCUGUUCAUCACAUGCUGUCAUCUUCAUAUGAACUGUACUAAUUGCAUAUUAAUAUAUUAUUGCCUUAAAGUAUUGAUUUCUUAACAAAACAUUUUAUGUAUUUUUUUAACUUCCAGUUUUUUACAGUAUUUUUUUAUUCGACUUGUUGUCUAUGUUUUAACUCUGUUCAAGUGUUUUAUUAAUAUCAGUAAUUAAUUAUAUUUAUUCUAUUUUAUUGGAUAAUCUGAACGUAUAUUUUCCAAGUGUGAGAUGAUAUAAUAAUAUAUGUGAAAUACUGCCAUUACCUAGCAUAAUCAAUCUCCUAGUAGGCUAUUUUACACAAGUGACCAUUUUAGAGUGUUGGAGUGAAAUAAACAGACGCUCGCACGCACACACACCCGAGUGAUUGAAUCCUCGUGUAAAAUAAUGGAAACAGCUUAGCAUCACACAUUUUUAAGAACUGUGCGUUCGUAUGUUACAAAUUAUUAUAAGCAUCGUAAAAAGAACAUUGUCAAACUGAUUUUUAUAAUAAUAUAGUAAUAUAAUGUAAGAUCGUUGUCUAUUAGUUAGCUAUUAGAAAUUUUGAACUGACAUUUUCAUUUUAACAAUAAUAAUUCGCAACGUAGUUUUAAUGAAAUUAAUAAUUCAUUGUUGUCAGUGCUUAAGUGUUUGUGAAAGUGCUACUACUAACUACGACUCCAUCUUGUUUUUCUAAAGAGAGAUGAAAAUCAGGGGAAAAUCUCAAGGAACUGAUUUUGGAAAAUUUCAAGCGAAAUAUUGUGGACUAGAGAUUCGGCUUUUUAUGCGUUUAAUUUUGGCACGCUUUCUAUUGUGUGAUUAUGAUGAUGAUGCACAUUAUGAUUAUUAUUAAUAUAUAUAUAUAUUUAUUAUUAAUAGUAUUAGUAAUAUUAUUGUUGUUGGGUGUUGAGUAUAACGUUGUUUGAUUUGGAAACUAGAAAUUUGAAAAUUUCAAAGUUGGAAAUCUGAAAUCGAAAAUGUAAUCAAACAACAGGUUAAGGCUAUGAAAUAGGUUGGCUAUGAAAGCCUUUUCGGGAAAAUAGGGAUAUGGAUAUGUUAUUGUAUAUUUGUUUACAAUCAGUUGAUAUUGUAUCGAUAAUUGUAAAGUUUUUGUCACAAAAAGACAGAGUAGACAGUCAGAAUGCAUUCGUUUCAAAAAGAGAUAGAUCUGAAAAGCAAGUAAUAGAUUUAUGAUAUUUUCAGUGUUUUAUAUUUAAAAUAGAACUGAAUCUCUGUCUUGCAAUCUCAUUAAUUAAUAAGAUGCUAUCAAUUUAAUUUGUGAAUUCAUAUCUCAAAUCUUAUAAAUCCAAUGAAAUGAAUUGAAUAAAGGCGAUCAUUUAAGACAAUAAAAUGAAGAAAAUUGAUAAUAUAUGUACUGAUAACUUUUAUAUUGUUGAUCAUACUUAAAGUCCUUAUCACUUAUAUCACAAAAUGGUGAUGCUUAUAAUGAUAUUUAGUCUUUUGACAGUAGAAUAGAUUUGAUUUCUCCUACAUUUAUCUCAGUAAAUGAUAUUUAAAAUUUACUCUGAAUUUUCAUAUUUAUUGAGAGAAUCUAUUUAUUCACAGCUAUCAGAGGUAACUACUUACUUCUACCCAAGUAGUAUAAGCCUACUUACUACUUUUAACAUGAUUAGAAAUAUCAAGAUUAUUAAAUAGAAGCUUAUCUUAUUAUGAUACUAUCUUGAAUAAAUGAGUUAAAAACCUCAAUUAAUUUAAAACCUUAAUUAUUUUUGUUAAAACCUCAAUUAUUUUUGAUUGGAUUCUCUAACGAUCAUAUAAUCUAAUAAAUAUAAUUAUCUAUUAUUAAGAUGGAAAUUGACUCUGUUCUAUUGUGAAUAUUGUGAUUUUGAUUAUUUAUUAAAUAUUUAUGGUUAUUAACCAUAAAUAUCAUGAUCAACAUUGAUAAAAUCAGACAUUGAGAAUGCAAGGCAGACGUUCAAUGAUGAUCUUUUGAAUUAAUUUUAUCACCUAGUACAUAGAUUAACAAGUAUAAUGUCUAAUUAAACUUUUAUAUUUUUUUUGUAAUAGUAGACUUUUAGAAUAUUAGCUUACAUUCAUCACAUCUUAUCCAAACUUUUUGAGUUUUUUUUUUGUGAUUUGGUAUAAACUUGUCAAUCAUUAGUGUGUAUUGUUCAACAAGACAAUAAAACAGAAGAAUGAUUGAUGAAAAUAAAAAGUCAAUUUUUUUCAAUUUUAUAAUCUAUUUUAAUAUGUUUAUUUUUAUAAUUUGCUUGCUAUUUUUCUAUUCAGAAGUAUUUACUUUCUCUAUUUAUUAUUGAUAUCAAGUACUCGCUAUCUGCCUGUCUCUCUCUAUCUCUCACACGAUUUAGUAAACGUUCUUGUGUUAACAAUAUUUUUCAACUAUUGUCUGUAAUGAUAAAAUCUAUCUCUUCUUAUACUUUUGUAUUUUUUUAUUUUUAUAAAACUUUCAAAAAAAUUGUCAAAGAUUAAUGAUUAAUUUAUCUUUACACUAUUUAUAUUGAAUUAUGAUAAAAUAUAUUAGUACCUAUAAGCUUUUUAUAUAAAAGAAAGUCUUUUCAAGUAUAUAUAUAUAUAAUAUAUAUAUAGUUUUAUUAUUAUUGAUGUUUUGAGAAUUUUCGCGCGUUUCUAUCAUGAUACUGUAUUUUAUUGAUUAUGCAAUCAUACUGAUAUGAUAGCACAAGUGCCUUAGGAAGUAAGGCACCUUAAUGAUGUAAAAAUCGAACAAAUUUAUCCGCGGCUUAGUAUCUUUAUGAUGUAAUCAUUAAUAAUAUUGAUAAGCUGCAAAAAUUAUGUUUUGAAAACUGUCAUCAAUGAUUUUCUGUUCUUCAUACUGAAAACAUUCACACACACUCAUCAAAAUUUUUUAUUAUUCUCAUUGGUUACACUGCCAUGAAAUUCUCUCAUCAAUCACAAAUCAUCACCAUCAUGAAAAAAAUGAUAGUAAUAAAUUAGGUCACUUCAAACUGAUUGUAGCUAGCGUAGUAUUAUAGUAAAGUAUUGUAAAUUGUAAUUGGGACCGUAGUCUUUCUGAGAGGUGGAAAUUUUGUUUCGUAUUAUUAGCUUUCCCUAUCAACGAAACAAAUUUUUAUCUAUUCAAUGAUAUAUUUUCCAAUGAGAAUGAAUUACUUCAAUAGGGUAAGACAGUUGGUGAAAGUUCUGUACCGUAUUUUUGAAAUUCUGGCUAGUAAAGCUUAGAAAACACAUUUUAGAAUUUUUGAAUCUGUUUUUGCUUAUCCAUAUUUUGCAUCCCUACAUAAUUGUUGUGCUUUAAGUUCGCUUGUAAUAGUAUUAAAAACGUUUUCAAUGCAUUGAAUCAUUUAUUUGUUGUUUGUAAAUAGUGCGACAUUGACUACUUGUUAGAUUGUUUUGUGAUCUUCAUCUAAUUGUGUUCCAUUUCUAGUAGUUUAUAUCGUUAGUUUAUCCACAAAAAUUAUAACUAAUUCAUUAUUGGUUUAUUUAAUAAACCGUCAUUGCUUUUGUUACAUUCCACAUGGCUUUUCUAUGUCACAUACUUGUAGAGUCAUCCAUCAUUCACCACCCCUCGGUGUAAGAUUUUAGUUAUUUUAUUGAUUAGUACAUUUUCGAAGCUAACAAUUUUAUCAGUGUUAAUUUUGUAUUUUAACCUUGUUUGUAAUAGACAAAAUGUAAGAUAUAAUAUAUUUUUGAGAAUUUCUUUAAGAAACGUUUUAAGAAGUAUUAUUUAAAUUAGUCAAUUUUGUAAAUUUCUCUAUCAAAUUGCAUAAAGGGAAAUAAAUUUUAUUAUGGACAA